Molecule: messenger RNA, 3468 nt
Organism: Annulohypoxylon maeteangense
Lineage: Eukaryota; Fungi; Ascomycota; Sordariomycetes; Xylariales; Hypoxylaceae
Exons: 6
Coding region: 136-3282 (1048 amino acids)
Source: RefSeq, a predicted model, not a curated record
CUUUCCGGGCGUCGGUAAGGAAAUAUCUGCUAGUUAUUCCUUCAAACAUCAACUGUAGGUAAGUAUAUAAUCAAUAUCGAAGUCAACGAAAUUAUUUGAAUUUCAAAAGCGCUAAGUAAUAUCUGUGUCAUCACCAUGGCCAACUCUUUUUCGACACAGCCUUCUUUUGAUUGUCAUAGCACCGAUGGCUGGAUCACUUGCUGUCGAUGUGGUAAAACGGAUUAUUUUGGAUAUGAACCCGACCCGUAUACUGCGCGGUGCAAAUUUUGCUGGCACCCAAUCUGCAAUGUUUGCGUCAGUAAGGCUACUGUUGAUGAAAGUGAGCCGGUUCGUCCGCAACCAAAACAGUCUGGUGUCGUCGAGGGACUAGGUUAUAGCAAUCCCCCACAAUUGCCGGCCCAUGUUAAAAAGCCAACAAUCCAAAAGGGUAGCAAGAACAACGAGCGCGAGCAUACUUCUGCUGGUUCACAAUACUCGAAAAGAAAGUUCGGCACAUCUAGUUCACCGAAAGAUGCGGGUCCAUCCGAGAGCAAAGAGGAAUACAUAACGGAAAUAGCCCAAGAUGUGUUCGAAAAAUUGAAAGCACAUGAAUUGGAUAGUCGGACAGUCUACAGGUUAUCCAGUAACCUCUUUAUACUUUUGGAGGCAUUCGUUUUCAACUUUGGAGCUACAUCUCUAAUCCACUACGAUAUAAUGGUAUUUAUAUACAAACACAGAGAGGCAAUUGUCGCAUCUUUUAAGAAUAUGUAUCAGCGAACCUGUAGGUCAUACACGAAAUCAAAUCCCAUGCCAACAGGUGACGAUACGGAACUCCAAGAAGAGCUUAGAGAUAUCUAUUUGUUGGAUGAUCCAGUCGGCCAGAAUGAAACCUUGAAUCUACCUACAAUAGAAAAAUAUACGCGACUCAUCUUUGCAGACCCCGGUUAUCUGUGGCUUCUUGAUCGAUUACGGCGAGAAAUAACUUUCGCGAACCCAGAUUCACAUAUCCUAGAUGAGAUAAGGAGCCAGAUACGGCAAACCGUCCCCCCGGCAAUGCCUUUGGUCCGUGGGAAAUUUCCUGGGUACAUCACGAUCAAGUAUAUCCUUGAUUGGGAUAUCUUGGGCUUUCUCCAUUCCCAGGAAUAUAACCCAUCCACUGCUGAUGUUAUCGCCAAGGUUAUCACUCUAACAGGAUCUAGUAUGGAUGCGCAAGCUCUCAGUUGUCGAGAUUACAUGGUUCAAAUAUGGCCCUCUACGGGAUGUAAAACCCUCGCAGUCCUUCAAAAUUCGCUAAAAGGCAACGGGAGCCACGAAGAGACCUUCACUUCGCCGAGUCCGUUGUGGAUCUCAGCAGAAAUCUGUCAUACUUGCGUCCUUGUAGCAGUCUCAGGGAUCGCAGAGUUCGUAGUAGAAAUAGGAGAACAACUUGCGUGGCUUGGUGCUGCUUUGCGACCCUCACCACCCGACAAUGGAAUAGUCCACUGUACCCCAGUUAUAUCUUUCAGCGACGCCCGUCCCUCUUCGGAGAACUGGAACCUCAUUCAAAUAGACUACAAAAUCGAAAACUGUGAGACGAAAUCACGGGACGAGAAUGGGCAAUGUUGGCAUAAUUUAUUUGCUAAUCCUACAGUCGUCCGAGGCUAUCCUAUUCCGAGAAGAUCCGAAACGAGCACAGGAUUGGAAUGCCCCCUAGACAUGUUGGUUACAUUAGCGAGAACACGAUAUAUCGAUACAUUCAAGUCCAAGGUCUUCAUAAAGGGGUUCUCUACCAUGUUGGUACCAACCAGACAAUCAGGAGACCUUCUCAUAUGGCACUUGCUUUACAAUGAUGACCCCAAAGAGCGAAUCUCGUACCUUGAUUGCGGUAUUGGACACGCUGAUGUUGACAUUAAUACCCUAGAGCAACAUCGCCAUGUUUUAGGAUGGUGUUCCGAUACGCUUUCCAUUGUUGGAACGGCUCAAGCGAAUUAUACAAUUGAGAAAUCUAGGCUGUCUAGGGUUCACUCUGGUUGUGUCUUAGAAAAGGCCUCGGUUUCAGGGGGGAAAUUUGUCACAGCCACAGCAUCCUUUAGCUUGGGCAACAGAGAAACCCCAGUUCACAUCUCCAGACAUGGCUACCUCAACAAACUCCAAUGGGUAUCAUCUAAGUAUUUCGUUUUCUGGGACGAAGAAGAGAAGAGGGGCUGGCUGGUGGACGGAGCCAGUGCCUUAUUACACAUCCUUCGAGCAUCUCUAGAGUAUAGCCAACGGACAUUCCGAUCCGCGUGGCUUCUAGACUUAGGCAACCUAAGAGAUGCAGUCGAGGAACCAGGAUUCAGUCCCACUCUUAAUGUUCUAAUCAACGAGGAGAACCGUAAUCUUAGACUCUACAAAGACAAGACUGAAGUAUACGACGAGCAAAUAUAUGACCAACAGAUAAAGGGGGGAGGGUUAAAAAGAAAGACGACAUAUUACAAACUAGACGAUCGAAUCGAACAUAUCUACAACAUAUUAGAAAAAUUGAUAGACCAUCAAGCUGAUGUUGAACAACGAUCAGGCUUGAAAAUUAAAUUUCGACCUCGUCGGCAACUUGAGGGUUGGGAUUUCAAAGACUUGGCUACAGACGGAGAUCCGUUCUUUCCUCGGGUAGCUCAUCUCCAAGCCAUUGGAAAGGGAUGGGUCGAUUUCACUAGAGCACUUCACGCAGUAACUUUGUUCGGACGGGGGUUUGGAGAUUUGAUACGGCCACAAUUCGGUGAAGGGCAAGCAGCACCUUGUCCCGUCUGGUCUAUAGUACCAAGUGCUCAGUAUUACCUCGCCGUCCGCAUUGAGGAUCUUGAAAAGAUUAUGGAUAGAGACGGAGACUCAAAAUCUGACCCAAGGAGGUUAUGCGAAAAUAUUAUUUGGCACACAAAGCAAGGAACAUUUGACUUAUGUCCAUGUACCAAAGAAGGAACACGCAACCAUCACGACCCAGUUCAAGUUCUGUUUCCGCGAAAAUUUGUGACAAAUUUCGAAUGGGAGCCCCAAGCCAAACUAGAAAACCAGGGAGCAGUCAUAUUCGGCCACAACAUGAAUAUCCGUUGGAAGUGGGGAGACCAAGGCGAUCCUGUGGAAGACAACCCUUCACAUUCUCAGGCAUCUCCUCCAAGUAAUCCUGAAAACACAGCACCGGAAUCCCUAGUACGUCGUUUCCAAGACAUGCUAUCAUCAAGUUACGAUAAGUACAGCUUUCGUCUUCCAAUAAGAAUACCUCGUCUAAGGAGUGAUCAACCACACCCAUCCCUCACGGCCUCGGCUCCCCAAAACGAAUCUGUCUCUUAAUCUCAGCCCUCCUCCUCUCCUUCCUCGCCUCCUCGGAGCCCAUCCCGAUCCCCAACCCGUGCCCCAUACUCAACUGCCUCGCCCUUUCCAAGAAACUCUUAACCUUCGGCAACGGCGACGCGCUCCCCUCCUUCUCCAACUUUCUUAAGUCCUCGCUCUGCUUCCGUUUCUGCAAUUUCUCCUUCU